UGAUGAAAUAAAAUAUUAAAAUUUUUUUAAUGGGUGGUGCCGGCGCAACGUACGUAUAAUAUUAUCUAAGAGUGAUAACCCCGGCCUAUAUAGUACUAUACAGUCUACAAUUUAACGAGUCGGCCCGUUUGCCGAUAGGCGUGUGGAAAUCGUUGUAGUAGUGUGUGCAAUGGUGGAAUUUGUCCAAGGUUUAUAGGUUGUACUAUUAUCAAGAAUUAAGAUAUUAAGUUUUAUUAUUCGUGACUUUUAUCUAUAAACCUUUGUAUUUGACAGAAAAUGUAACGAUGUGAAAACUAUAAAUUGUGUAUUUUUGUCCACUAUAGAGCAGUAUUAUUUUGUGGUGGACUUUAUCUAUUGCUACUGCCAGUGUGGUGUUGGUCGCCGAUUUAUUUUCCAUUCAGUAUAAUUCGAUUUAGUUAUUAAUAAUAAUUCGUGGUUGUCACUCGCCAGCUUUUGAAUCUCUUUUGUAACAGUAUUAACCUGAUACCCAUGUUUUUUUUCGUUUCAUACAAGUAUUAUACAACUCCUAUUUUCACUUGAUGACAUCGCUUAUAAGUCACACUGCCGCAUAUCAUCAUCCAUAAUCUCUUAUUAGGUGUUUUUUUUAUAGCUUAGAAGCCACGCAUCAAUUUAUUCGUCUUCAAUAGUGGUGUGUAGUCUUGAACGAUCCACGAGAUGGUCAACUGUAAUUAUCGUCUGAUAUUCGCCAAUCCAGAUCCGAUGCGACAGAACUCAAACUCGUUUGAAGCAGAAAACGCCCAACACAAUUUAUUUCUUCUGGUAAAACUGGUAAUCAAAGUAAACGAAUUAAUAAGUAGACAACAUGCAGACAAAACCUCUUCAAUGGUACUUCAAAAACUAUUUGAAAUCAUUUUCUAUGCAUGGGAAGAGCAGACCUACAAACUCAACAAUGCCUUGUGGAACACUUUCAGACAUUGUGGUGGAAUGGAUUCAUUAAUUAAUAAUUGUGCGUCCGAAUAUGAAAUUGAACCGUUUUCGAAUGCUAGAUUUCUGGGAAAAUGCUUAACAGACACUAGCGACUACGUAUUGAAAAAUGUAGUAGAAAAAGUGUUGUACACAGUAUGUAAAUACAAAACCCAAGUUAGCUCGGUCAAUGGAUUCAAGUUUAAUUUCAGAAUCUUUGAAAAUAUAUUCAAACACUGCGAAAUCACUUUCAUUGAUCUAAACAAAAUCUAUGGUGUGGGCGUACUUCUCGACGAGUGGCGACGACAAAAUGUCGUGACUCUUAAACAAUACCUGAAUAUACUUUUCAACUUAUGGAGGCCAUAUGAAUGUCCAAAAAACCAAAAUAUUAUGAAAAAGCAUAACGUACACACACGGUUUUUCACGUUGAUGUUUAAGACUAAAGACAAUGUCAAGUAUUACAUUGCGAUUUUGGUCACCGAUAAUGAAGUCAGGACAGCAAUAAUUAAAUAUAAAAUACCGAUGGUGAUACCUAAGUCUAAUUUAGUUAAUGCCUGUGGCAAAAUCCAAAUGUGCUUAGAAAAACGCGCUCCUAUUUUGAAUUUUGAUAGCGAGGAAGCGUCAAAUGCAUCCAAAGUCAGAAUCAAAAAACAGCUUAGUAAGAAAAGUAUGUUCAGAGCGAUAAACGUUAUUAAACCACUGAAGAAGGUGGCCAUUUGCUCUAAUGACACAGCAUCCAGGUUAGCGGAUCAAUCGUGUCAGUUGAUCGCUGUAGAAGUUCCGUACAGGCUCAACAUAAGUGUUCACCAGUGGUCGGCGGAGGACGUCCGUAAAUGGUUCAAGAAGAAUGGGUUUAGCGAUAUUGCCAACAAUUUAUUGGAAAAUCGAGUUGAUGGUGAUCUAUUAUUGCGAUUGACCGAAGAUGAAUUGAAAAACGAAAUCGGAAUACACAAUGGAAUAAUGAAAAAUAGAUUUAUAAGAGAACUAAAUAAUUUAAAACAAUCAGCCGAUUACAGUAGUAUCGACACAACCGAUUUAAACUCGUUUCUAAAAUCAAUCCGUUCGGAGUAUUCUGUGUACACGUAUCCCAUGUUGAACGCUGGGGUCAAACGGGAUUCAAUGAGGCUUUUAACUGAUGACCAACUCAAAAAUGAUUGUGGAAUUUCAAACGGAGUUCACCGAAAUUGUAUAUUAGCCUCCAUCAAAGAAAUGCCGGUGUACGUAGAAAACACGGACAAACCUUACGACGUGUUUAUCAGUUACAAAAGAUCUACUGAUUCUCUGCUGGCUAGUUUGCUUAAAGUAUAUUUGAAAAUUCGAGGUUACAAUGUGUUCCUCGACGUGAAACGAUCGGAUGAUGCCAAAUCUCGACAUCAUGUAUUACAGACCGUAAGGCAGACGAAGAAUUUUAUUAUUGUGUUGACGCCUGGUUCAUUAGACAAGAAUUUUAUGGAUUCGUCAGCCGGUGAUAUCGAAACUUUAGAUUUUAUUUGUGAGGAAGUCACGACCGCGGAACAAGCCCAGUGCAAUAUAAUACCAGUGUUGGACAACAGUUUCACUUGGCCUCCACCUGCACUGCUACCAGACGAUUUGAAAAACUUGUGCAAUUACAACUCAAUAAAUUGGGUGCACGAAUAUCAGGAAGCGUGCGUGAAGAAGUUGGUGACGUUUGUGAACCAAUUUUAGCGCAAUCUAUAUGUACUAUAAAUUAUAAUGUAUAUAAUAUUGUUAUGGUAAUCUACUAGUACCUAUACAUAUACUUAUGAGUUAUUAAUACCAUUUUUUUUAUUGCAAUAAUUUAAUAUUAGUACAUGUUUAACGAUAACAUUAGUUAGAAUUAAAUGUAUUGUUAUAUUAUUAUGCAUUUACCUAUAUUUACCUAUAUUAUUUUAUACUAAAUAAAUUGUUUGUAUAAUGUUGUUACAA
Molecule: messenger RNA, 2850 nt
Organism: Metopolophium dirhodum (rose-grain aphid)
Lineage: Eukaryota; Metazoa; Arthropoda; Insecta; Hemiptera; Aphididae
Product: NAD(+) hydrolase sarm1-like
Exons: 8
Coding region: 676-2610 (644 amino acids)
Biological process (GO): response to axon injury; negative regulation of MyD88-independent toll-like receptor signaling pathway; signal transduction
Cellular component (GO): dendrite
Molecular function (GO): protein binding; signaling adaptor activity; NAD+ nucleosidase activity
Source: RefSeq, a predicted model, not a curated record